AUUUUUCUGCAGGUUACAGAUGAGUAAAUAGUCAAUUUACCCAGUUGCCCAGUUCUCCUUCAGUGUCAUUUGGUAAUGGAUGACAAGAAAGUUGCCGAAAAACCCUCUUUUUUGAAAAGGAAAGCUGCCUUGAAAGUUACGUUCUGCGUCAAGAAAACGCGAGAUGCAUCUCAUAAAAAGAUCUCAGCAAUUUUGCGGAAAGCAGAGCAUGAACGCACAGAGGAAGAACUGCAAUAUUUAUGUAAGGAUGAUAACAUCGUGCAAGAAGUCAAGGAAAAACUCCUCAAGAGACAGCGACUAAAAGAUCGAUUGCAGGAGUUUGAAGAUCCUCCAGAAGUCUUAAACAAUAAGUGCAUUCUUCUGGCUAAGGCAAUAUCGCAGUCAAAACAUUUGGUUGUGUACACUGGUGCGGGUGUCAGUACAGCAGCCAGGAUUCCUGAUUAUCGUGGAAGCAAUGGAGUAUGGACUCUUCUCGAGCAGGGUAAAGAUAUUGGAUUGCAUGAUCUGAGUGCUGCCAAACCAACUCUCACCCACAUGGCAUUAUUUAAACUCUAUCAAGAAAAAAUCUUGAAACAUGUUGUAUCUCAAAAUUGUGAUGGUCUCCAUCUGCGGAGUGGAUUGCCACGCUCAGCUUUGUCUGAAAUUCAUGGAAAUAUGUAUUUAGAGGUUUGUCAUGAUUGCGAACCGAUCCGGUUUUACCUGCGUUUAUUUGAUGUAACGCAGCACACAGCAAGAUAUAGUCAUGAAACGUUAAGGUUAUGUUACUUUUGUGGAUCACCGUUGUGCGAUACCAUCGUUCAUUUUGGUGAACGUGGCGUUUUGCAAUGGCCACUCAAUUGGAAAACUGCUUCAGACAAUGCAAAUCAGGCUGAUGUUAUUCUUUGUCUAGGUUCAAGUCUCAAGGUGCUGAAAAAGUAUCCAUGGCUCUGGGGAAUGGAUAAACCACUAAGGAAAAGGCCUCAAUUGUUUAUCGUGAAUUUACAGUGGACGCCUAAAGAUGAACAUGCGACAUUGAAAAUUAACGGAAAAUGCGAUGCAGUGUUUGAGAAAGUAAUGCACCUCCUAAAUGUAGAAAUUCCAAAAUAUAGUCGUCAUCGAGAUCCAAUUUACAAUCAUGCAACUCUUAUUCAUCCUGUGGAGUCACAUAUUACCUCUAAGCCAGCCCUCAAAACGCCACAAAAUUCUACAAACCCAUUACCUGAUGAUGGUAAGUUUCUUGAUCAGAGUAAAAUCUCAUCUUCUCCAUUGAUGGAUGUGAAAAAAGAGGAAUGCAUAACAGAAGAGCAACCACCAGAAAAUGUAGACUUAAAGCCUCGCAUGUGCAAUGAAAAGGACUCUGUAGAAAACUGUUCAUUCAUGAAAAGUAUUGUGUUGGAUGAUAAUAAGUUCGACGUGAAGGAAGAAUUCCAAGAGGAACCUGCCGAACAAGAUCCUUUGCAAAAUUUAGAUUGGAAAGAAAGUAGGUCAAACGGUCCAAUGCAUUGUGGAUUUGUGAAAGAAAUGGUCAAGGAGGAACAAGUCAAAAUUGAACCAUCACUAAAUGGAGAGGAGAAAGUUAUUAAUAUCCUUAAAAGUAAGAUAAAUUGCUCAAUCUUGAAUGGAAAUGAGUCUUCUGGAAACCACUCACCAAAGAAUUUGGAUCAUACGGGAAACCGUGUUUUUAACUGCCAGAUGAAAUUCUUCAAAACCAUAAAGGAGGUAGCUGAAGAUAACGUGGUAGAAAGGGACUGUUUACACAGUAAAGAAUGUAAAACAAAUAGUAUCAUUAAUGAAGAUGUGAAAUUUUGUGAAGUGAUUCAAGAUGAAUUGGAGGAAAAUUACUCACAAAGCAGGAAAUCGGAGCUGAGAGAUCAGCGAAUCAACAGUAUCAUUUUCACAGAAAGCUCCAAUUUUAGAAUUAUACCCAGUAAUGAAGCAGUUGAAUCAAAGUUUGCAGAAAUCACUGUAUCUCACAAUGGAGAGCAGAAGGUAAUAAAUAGUGUUAUUCUAAAUGAAACCAGUUUCCGGAAAACUGACUUCGGGCAAGAAGACUCAAUUCGGAAGGAAGGUGGGCAAAUCCUAAAUGGUAUUAUUAUAGAUAAUGGAGUGAACUUUUGUGAAAUCAUGGAACAGGCUGAGUCUGCAGAAGAAGAUUUUGAAGAAACAGACCCUCUCCAUAUCGGAGAAGAAUCUGAUCAGGUUAUAUUCGAUUGUCAGGUUAUGGAUUUUUCCUCUGUGGACCUGGCACUGGGGGCUGGUGAAACUGUUGGGAUAUCGAUUCCUGCUGACUUUGAUGAAGUCUACCGACGGAUUCGUGAUAACAUCGUAGAAACCUCCAAUAUUAUCAACAACGAUUGGCUCGAGGAUAGUUGUAAGACCAAAUCUGUGAUACCUAGCACUCGUGAUACUCAAACCCAAGAUACUCAUUCGAUAAUAAAGACUGAUAGCUUUAAUGACAGUGUGAGUGUUACUGCUGAAACCGACAAAGCAAUAUCAUCCCAACGUUGUGACUUUUGUCGUAUCUACUAUGAUUCGAAUAAUUGCCUCUUUUACAUGAAGUUCACAAACGCAAACCUCAAUUUCAAAGAUCGUUGUUGUUUAUGCUGCGAGAGUCCUGAUUCGAGCAUUGCAAAGAAACCCUCCAAUAGUCAUCAAAACAGCAUCAAUCCAGGGUGGUUUGGCAAAGGAUAUCGAAAGAAAAUCAAGAGAAAGAAAUGAGCCUAAGGUGUUGGGAAGUGUGGAAUAUUUUGAUGCACCAAUGCAAGCUUUUUAUCUGAAAGUUUCAUCGCCAUUAAUACAGCAUCCCUUCUAUCACAAGAUGAGAGGGCAAACUGAUGGAAACUUAACUUCAAUGAACCAUUUUUUUGGCUCAUUCAGAAGCAACUAUCAGCCUUUGAUUACCUUACACAGAUAAGAUAGGAUUGUCAUACUUUUAGUUCCUUUUAUCCUAAUGCUGUCUUACUAAUUUUAGUUUUAUUAGAACAUAUUUUUCAGUAUCUCUCUCAACUUUUGCCUGCAAUAUUAGAAAAUUAUCCUAAAAAGCUCUUCUAAAAUCCACUAGUGGGAAUAGCAGUACUCGUAUUUUAGUUCCCUGAGGAAUAUUUUCCCCUAAAAUUUCAUCUAAAUGUCAAGCUGACAGUAGGGGUCUUGUCCUUGUUAAUUCUAAGAGCUCUGUUUUUUACUGAACCAUAUGACUCAGUUACAAUGAAGUAAAUACACUGCUGUAAUUUGAAACGAGAGGGUCAAUUAGCCAAUGGAGCUUAGGCAUGUGUCAGGGAUUCGUGAUUUAAGUACUUUUUCUGAAGUAAAUUCUUGAGAAAAAUACAAUGGUGCCACCAAUUUCCUCUGAUACAAACUUUCAAGCUCAGCAAAAGCUCUUACAGUUGAGGUCACAAUGAAAGGAAUCCCCUACACUACGCUGAGAGACCAUCUCUAUACCCAGUCAGACUCUCCGUACAUAGCUAAGGAGCCAAUACAUUAGUAAGAUUGCUGAGGCUGCAGGCUUGCAGUCCCUAAACAAAGCAGCAAACCUGCCAAUUUGUUUGCUUGCCAGCUGUUCAUUAAACUGUGUGCGCUCAUAACCUGAAUUUUUUAUGCUGCGCCCAGGGCGAUUUGGAAUUAACAAAAAAAACACCGGUACAAUAAAUUCAUCCAAAGAUUCCACUGAAAAGAUUUCAGCCCGAUCAGAGGCGGCAGCUUGGGAAGCUUCAAUUGCAACUUUAUUUGCCGACGUUUUAAAACUCUCGCUAUUAUCUAGAAAUAGCAUUUUACGAUUUGUGCUGCUUUCCCUCCCAUCUCCUGUCAUAUCUCAGAACAGGACAGCCUGGGGCUUCUCCCUGCGAAAAUAAUGAAAGUUGAUGCCCUAUGUCACCUAUUUGGCAUCAAAGGCAACUUUCUUGAUCAAAGCAGAUCAGGAAAAAUCCCUCUUCAUGCUGUGACAUGUGUGUUCAUGUGUGUGUGCAAUAUCUUUUUUCAGGUUUCUUAAGUUAUUCUGUGUUUGUAUGUUUGAAUAUCUUGUUAUUAUUAUUGGACCUGGCGUUGAUAAUCUGUGACAUGAUGUUCGUGUCUCUUUAAAAAUGUUAUUACUUUUUACUUUAAAGUGUAGUGGAGGUUCAUCUAUACGAUGCUCUGUUAUCUAAUAUCUCUUUUAUCUAGUAGAUAUCCGAUUACUUGUUUACAUCUAUUUUACCAAAGUUUCCAAGUAUUGAUUUUCCCUUAUUGUCUGUUUUUUCCCCCUGCAUUUUAGUAUCUCCACUGCGAAUCGAUCAAGUUUAACAGAAACACACCAAGUGGCAUUAAGUUGGAAGUAGAAAAGGAGGUUUGAAGUUUUGUUCCUCCGUAAGAUUUCAUGUUCAGAACAAAGUCUAAUGAUUGUUUUAUGUUCAUAAUAUCUUCUCUUGUCUUUGAAUUUUUGAGAGGAGACAAUUUAUGACUUUUUAAAUAUUAGGUACUUCUAACUCAUUUUUUUCCAAAGUAUGACCUGGUGCAUUUCCGCUAAACUCGGUCCAGAUUUCCAAAUAAGUAAAGUUCCAUGGUUGGAGCAAUUAAAAAAUUGUGCUCAAAUAUUCAUAGGCUUCGGUCCUUGCAUGUAAAUAUGAAGGAGGAAAACAAUCAUUUUAAUUAUUUUUAAUCCACAAAAGUUUGAAUUAUUCGAACACAGCACUGUCAGUUCGGAAUUAAUAGUCUCAAUAUAACCUUGGCAGUUCAUAACUUUUUGUCACUUGCAUAGUUAUGAUCACUUUAAAACUUCCACUGACUUUAAAUCAAAAUUAGCUACCAAAAAAUUCUCCUCGUAGUUCACGCUCUUUAUCUUAGUCCUCCCAACCAAUGCCUGAGGGGCUGGCUUGUAAGCUUAUUCUUCUGUAAUUUUCCUUGACUCUAAUUUGGGGAACUUUCCUUUUCAAAGGCUUCUACAAGUUUAUCGUAGACUGCAUACCUUUUUGAAUUUAAAAAAAAAAAAGAAAGAAAAAAAAGUAAUCUCCAGUCUAAGUAAUGGCCCUUGCAGAGCCAUUUUGAAUUUGCUCUAUUCCUGUGCGUUAACCAUUGCUGUACCAGGAGCUAAUAUUAAUCAAUGUUUCUAAUUUCAACAAUGAUUUGCAGGAACUGUCAGGCCGAAGUAGGUGAAGUAUGAAAAAUCUCCAUCUCGUCACUUUUAUUAUUGCGUUAGGUGUCAUAAGUGAGCUUAGAACUUAAAG
Messenger RNA from Bemisia tabaci, 5174 nucleotides. It is a transcript of the gene Sirt7, whose product is annotated as sirtuin 7. Gene Ontology annotation, molecular function: NAD+ binding; histone H3K18 deacetylase activity, NAD-dependent. Lineage: Eukaryota; Metazoa; Arthropoda; Insecta; Hemiptera; Aleyrodidae. Gene Ontology annotation, cellular component: nucleus; chromatin. The record is from RefSeq and is a predicted model, not a curated record.